CGCAGCCUCGCCCGACCGCGACUACAAUCACGCUCUGUUCGUGUUCACUCGAGGGCCGUGCUGGAAAUCUACGUGUUGUUCAGAAACACACGCGUUUCCUACCGCCAGCCGGAGUGAAUCGCAAAUCGCAGCGACGAUUAAAGUUUGACGAACCGGUGCGACGGUCCACGAGGAAGUCGCGUCCGCGAUAAGAAUCGGUUAUCCAGUGAAGUUUCUGAUUGUGCGAGAGAACCCGUCCAUAGAAGGAUUAACCAUGCAGAUGCACGAGCAACUCAUCAUGGUCGAUGGACAGGAACAACCAAUCUCCAGGACGUACCAGUAUCGCAAGGUGAUGAAGCCGAUGCUGGAGCGCAAACGCCGUGCGCGCAUCAACCGUUGCCUGGAUGAGCUUAAGGAUCUGAUGGUGACGGCGCUGGCCGGUGACGGCGAGAAUGUGGCAAAGUUGGAGAAGGCGGACAUCCUGGAGCUGACGGUGCGUCACCUGCACAAGCUCCAGCGACAGCAGCGUCUCUCGGCGAACCCAGUGAUCGAUGCUGAUCGCUUUCGCGCCGGUUACACGCACUGCGCGAAUGAAGUCAGCCGCUGCCUGGCCGCUACUCCCGGCGUUGACGUCGCUCUUGGCACCAAGCUGAUGACACAUCUCGGUCACAAAUUGAAUUCCAUGGACAAGACCGGCCCGCUCACCAUCCACGUGGCUGCGCCGCAAACUUCACCAUCCUCUUCCACCGAACUUAGCUCCGACGAGUACCCGAUGCCGCUGACACCCGCGUCCAGCCAACCAUCUCCGGUGCGAACCGACAUUGACGCUGUCUCUCGAAGAUCCCCUGCGAGCCACCAAGGUCUCUUACAGGUGGCCAAACCUAGCGAACCCGUCUGGCGACCCUGGUAAACUCGGCAUGCUUAACUAACGUGUCGGAAACGGCGAAACGGAGGUUCCUCGGACACAAAGAGGAAUUAGACCGACGCCGGUGUUGCAAUUUCGUCUGUGAUCUAAACGGAACAGAAUACCGCGAUUGCAAUGGAACAACACGCAGGACAAGAGAAGAUUGCCUGCGUGCGCGCGUAUAUGUACGCGGAUGAAAAUCACCUAGACCUAAAAAGUUUCCAUUUGCUCAAAGACAUUCGGAGAGAGAGAGAGAGAAGGAGAGUGAUGAAGCACCGACGCGGACACCACAUUCACACCACCGUGUCUCGACCCUUCGCACUAUCGCAUCUUCAGUAACGUCCCGCAAGUCGGAAAGCGCACCGGGGAUCUCGAUACGUAGACUUUUCCUCGCGGCCGCGCGCGGCUGAAGCUUUAAUUUACUCGACAGUUAGAUGUUUUCUAUUGUUUAUUUCAUAUACUUUUAUCGAGGAUGUUUUCUUUUUAUUGUCUCGCCGAUAUAUAAGACGUUGUUUUGUAUAUGAGUCUCUCUACCGGUCAAAAAGAUGAUGACAACGGUUGAUCUCUAAUGAGAGAAAGGCGCGACGCAAAUGUAUGUAAAAAUGACCGAGCGGAGCAGAUCUUGUGAUAGAGAAACGUGUACCUGUGAUAUUUACUGUAGUAGAUGUAGAGAAUGAUACUAGAUUUUUAAUAAACAUGUUUCGUAUCAUCAGA
This is a messenger RNA of Ooceraea biroi (clonal raider ant), 1597 nucleotides long. RefSeq names its product enhancer of split mbeta protein. Gene Ontology annotation, molecular function: DNA binding; protein dimerization activity. Lineage: Eukaryota; Metazoa; Arthropoda; Insecta; Hymenoptera; Formicidae. Gene Ontology annotation, biological process: regulation of DNA-templated transcription. The record is from RefSeq and is a predicted model, not a curated record.